GGGAGGAAAAAAGAAAAGCUCUUGGGGAGCCAGUCACUGUAUGCUGAUCCUUUGGGCAGUUUGGCCAAAGACCUGCUGAAUUCAGAGGAGCCUAAAGGUUGCUCUCACUUUUUCUUCUGCUGUUAAUCAUCAAUAAAUUCUCCAUCCUCAGAGGAUUUAUAAGAAGUUGAAGGAACUAUGGACUUUGAAAAUAAGGGUAGCUAUGUUGACUCUAGUAUCUAAGAAUUUCCCGGUGCUGGCAAAAUAGCACAGAAACUGACUUUAUGGGGUGGUGAAGAAGAAAAAGAAUGCCACAGCAACAACAGCAACGUCGAAUGUUCACGGCUGCUCUCCUGGCACUUGUCUUCAUUCUGGCAGCAGUGAGUACCACUGAGGCUGGAAAGAAAGAGAAACCAGAGAAAAAGGCCAAGAAGUCUGACUGUGGGGAAUGGCAGUGGAGUGUCUGUGUGCCCACCAAUGGAGACUGUGGUCUGGGGACACGUGAGGGCACUCGCACUGGAGCAGAGUGCAAACAAACCACCAAGACUCAGAAGUGUAAGAUUCCCUGCAACUGGAAGAAGCAAUUUGGAGCAGAGUGUAAAUACCAAUUCCAGGCCUGGGGAGAAUGUGACUUGAAUACUGCCUUGAAAACUCGAACUGGGAACCUAAAGAGAGCUCUUCAUAAUGCUGACUGCCAGAAGACUGUCACAAUCUCAAAGCCCUGUGGGAAGCUUACCAAACCCAAACCUCAAGAAUCCAAGAAGAAGAAAAAGGAAGGCAAGAAACAAGAGAAGAUGCUGGAUUAAUGGAGCCAACUUGGGCAAUGUGAGAAAGGGACAUCAGCAAACAUGAUCGGUUAACAGUUUCAUUUAUACCUAGGCAUUUUACCCUAAAAUUAUUUAUAGCUUAAUGGUACAAUAGAAGGAAACAAGCAAACACAGACAAAAAAUAUCCUUUUUUAUUUACUUUAGUAUUUUUAAUGUAUAACCCUAACAACAAUUUUAGAGGCCUGUCGUAAAGGAUUCCAAACUCAUUUAGAAAAUUCUGUCUAUUGCAUAUUGAACAGUGUAGAGGUUUUUAAAAUAUUUUUUUCUCAAGUCUUGCUGUAGGUCUCAGUCUUUUAACUACUCCAUGCAAGCAGAAUUUGAACCUGUGUAGAGCCCUGCUGAACCCAGUGAUAACCCUGUGUGGAUGCAGGAGUCUGGUUGGGUGCAGUUAUAUUUAAAAUUAGGACCAUAUGAGUGAAACAACAAACAAAUACUGUUUCUUAAGUUGUUGUUACAUCUGGAUAACUGUAUGAAGUUAUUUGUUUAAGGAGAGGAUGGGGGCAUUUUGUUGAGCAUUUGCAGGCUAGGAAUUUUUUUCUGUGUGUGGUGAAUGUUCAUUCCAAACUGUAAUAGUCUGGGUAAAAACAGUAGUGUUCAUAUCUUGGUUCCUGGCAGUAAAAAUAGUAAAAUCUUUCAGUGGUUUGAUAUAGCAGGUUCCUAAACUUUUAGGUUUUUGUAGAAAAGGUAUUUUCUACAAAAAUAUCUAGGUGGAAAGAUAGCAAGACUCUUCUUCUUUACCGUAUUGACACUGGUGAAUGACAAUGUCAUCUGUUUUACCUGCAAAAGCACAAACAUGCUUUAUUUCUUUCUUCCUUUUUAAUUUAUUUUUUAUUUUUUUCCCCAGAAUGGAGAAUAUCUUUUUCAUAAAAAUCUAAUUGAAAUUGUUGCUAUUCUACCUGACCCAACUCUCUUUUGUAUUAGUGAGAAUCUUCCUGCAGAUUUUAACUAUAACUGGUUGAAAGUAGAAAUUAUGUAUAGUGGGAAGAAACAGAACAAAUCAGUUUGGAAACUAUCUAAGAUGGCUCGUAUUUCUGACCAGAAAAGGGGCACUUUAUGAGACUUGAAACAAAUAAGAAUGAAAUUAAUUUUUAGUUUCAUUUGUCUAUUAGUAAAGCAGAAGGGAAAUGUCAAGAUGGUACCUUUUGCUUCCUUCCAUUUUUAAAUAAGUAAAAACACCUUGGAAAAUCUUAGCCAUAAAGAUAUAUUUUUUUCUUUUAAUUUCAUUUUUAACUCAAAAAGGAAAAAAAUAUAAAACCUGUUGUUUUUCUGUUUUUUUUUACAUAUUUCAAAUGAUAAUGAGUCCUGAGAAAAGUCAGAGUAGAAAAAAGAUCUUGCAAUGAGUUGGUGUAUCCUCAGGUGAAAGAUUGUUUUACAAGCCAAACAACGUUCAGACCAGAUAUAUUAGAAGAAACCUAUGGGAUUUCAAGUGCUCAAAUUCUUUUAAAAACCACCCUUUAAAAAUUAUAAGUCUUAAAUUUCGUAAGCAAGAAGUAACCUUCACUGUUGGUGUAGGCUCCAGGCUUUGCCUGCUGGUCAACAGGAAGUCUCCCAAAGUCUCCCUUUUGCUCCUGCAGAUACUCAUUGACUUCAGUGAAACUUCAUCAGGGUGCAAUCAUCUGGGUAAAUCACAAUGCUCUUUUGGAAUUAGCUUAUAGAAAUGCAGAGUCUUUUACUGGUCUAUCUUCUCACUUCCCUUUUCUAAGCAGAAAAUAAAAAUUAAAAAAAGCAGAGCUUGUCCUCUUUUAUUCUCGCACAUGGGGACUAUAGCUGAUCUGAACUCACGGUGAGGCAAGUCCUUCUGUAGACGUUCCCGAACCCUUCUGAAGCCAAGCUGCACAUAGCUCAAGAUAGACUAGUCACAAAUAUUUCUCAGACUCCUUGGGUGUGUUUUGCAGUCUUUGUUGAUGUCCUUGUUAUUUUGGCUAUACUAUUAGACAUACCUGAGACAGUGAUAUAGUUAAUGUCCCAGAUAUGGUGGACGUGCAAUGACCAAACCCAAAAUGACAAGUUGUAAUUCAUAAAGGCUUUUAUUUAGCUGAUGCUGGGUGCUAUUUUUUUUUUAAUUAUUUCAUUUUUUUAAUUUUGUUUUGUUUUAUGGUCUGAUCAGGUCUGCUUAUGUUUAUGCCUCAGACUUGAACUAAUGAAUUGGUAGAUCUGAUUGAUGACAAAGGGAAGAAGAAGCUUUUUCACUCACCAAAGGUUUUGUCUGUCUAAAUGCUGCAUCAGUUCACUUGAAGUGGCUCAGCUUUGAGUGUAGACACUGUUGCACCAUUGUCUUACAUGAGUUAAUCUAGUCCACUUUUCACAGGGAGCUGGCAGGAGUUGGGAUUGAUGCUGAGACUUACAGUAUGACUCUCCAUUAGCAAACCUUAGAUAUGACUUCUGUUUUUUACUUUUAUGAGUAGAAAGAAAACAAAUUCCCUGUGCUUCCUCCAUCACCUUUUGUCCCUUAGAAUUAACUGCCCAUCUGGAUUGCAGAAGAAACAUUCCUGAUAGUUUUUGAAGGAGGUCAGUCAAAUUCCCAUUGUUACAAUGGUAGUGUAGGGCCUCCAUGGAGAGAGUUUACAGAAAUCAAACAAUCAAACAAACAAAAUGUCAUGUUAGGACCAGCAGAAAGUACAACAGUCCUGUGAGCAAAGGACGUGAAAUAGGAAGACUUCCUCUGUACCUCUCAACCACAUAUAUCUGAGUCUAUAUUUGCGUCUUAUUGUUAACAUGUAUAUAUCAAACUUUACUCAAAUGGCAGCCUUUUUCUGGGAGAUCUAAGUGCUCAGAAAAGAGAGAGGUGAGUUGCUGAACAUCAGAAAAGGGUGAUUCUGCAUCCAGUCUCUGGAUUUCAGCAAGUUUAAAUUUAGGGUAGUUUGUGUAUAGCUCCCCACUACUUCCUCUAAGUAAGCUGAGCCAUGCUUCCAAGCAAUUAGGCCUGUCUGUAUCUUGAUUUAAAUCAGUAUUUGAGGAUUGGGGCAUUUUAACACUUCGGCACAUUUCCUGGCAGAAGUGCCCCUAUUGAAAGAGAGUCAUUGCUUGUCAGCCUGGCAUAUUUCACAGACUGUUAAGUGCAGCAAGACUACAGCAUAAAUUAUGUUUUAGGGUAAGGCCCCAGGAGGAGAAAACAUUUGCUGUACAUGUACAUUCAGGUAAAUACUAAUUUCUGGUUCUCAUCUUCUAAUCAUACUACUACUUGUACUGUUUUUUUCAAGGGAGAAAAAUAAGCAGAAAUACAGGAGUAUUAAUUACAAAACAUAUCAACAGACAAUGUAGCAUUGUUCACAGGGCCAUUAUCAAGAAGAAGGAAAUACUAUCAGGAGCAUUUUAUGCAAACUUCUUUUUCUUGCUUCUUUGGUUUGAGAAGGCAGGAUUACUUGGUGUCACAUUUGCUUUUCAGCUUUGCUUUAUUUGUGCCUUAAUGAAAACUAGGCGAUUAUAGGAUGUUACUGAAAAUAUGGAGGAGUCCCCACUCCAUCCUCAAAAGAAGGCAUCCAUCAGGAGGCAACCUGGCUUUUCUUCAGUCUAGGAAUCUGUUCUUUUUUCCUAUGCAUGAAUAUAUUUUCUGUACUAAGUUGCUAUUGAAAUUGCUCUGCAACAACAUUAACAAUGUAGAAUUCCUGAUUUUCCAAAGCUAAAUAUUGUUCAGGUACACUAUUCUGACAUGACACAAUAAUCUUUUACAUCUCCCAAAUUCUCAUACUAAGGGGAAGCAUGUGAAUGAGGGUAGACAUCUCUUAUUCAAUCUUUUAAAACUCUCUAGGAGAGCAUCUUAUGCAAAUUUCUGACUAUAUUCUCUACUGUAUGGGGACAGAUUGCACCUAUUGCUUGCUCUCCACCAGUCACCCCUAAUUUUGAUAGUAUCAGUAGGUUUUCCAACAAUUUUGCUAAGGCAAUCUACCUCCCACCUAACCUCUGCAGACAUUUUUGAUCCUUCCUAAUGCUAAGGGAUAUAUCCUCCACUACUUGCUGACUUGUAAAACACUUCCAGCAAGCCUCUACCAUCAGAUACCUCUUAUUGUGACCUUCUAACAUUAAAAAUAAAUGAAACAGUGAACAUGUUCAUCAAAAGAUAACAGUGAACAAAAAAAUAUAAGAAUGAGCAAAUCAGUUCUCUGUAUUUGUUGUGAGGGUGGCUUGCUCGGUCAUAGCUCAACCUGAGUGAGGCUUUCUAUGGAAAAGAAAUGCAUCACAUAUAAUGAAGAGUAGAGAGAGUGAUGAAAGAAUGGCUACUCUCAAACAGAAGAGCCCCUUAGCUACGUAAACAGAGCAAGAAGUUGGAUCAUUUCCCAGUGCAUUCUCUUAUACCUUUAGGUUAAAUGGAAGAAACAUGGUGCAUAGAGCUUCAUGUAUAGGGAGUUCUGUCUGAGCAAAUUAGAGUGUGGAAGGACACUAUUGUACUCCAUGGAUAACUGAAUUUGAAGAAGAUCUAGAUAGUAUUUUUCAUAGCAACAGAAAUGUUCAUGUACUUUUGGACUGAAACUAAACAAUGAGGUGUAAUAAUUCUUCCAGUGUUCCCCUUCUGCCACUCUUCUGCCUUGUGGUCCCAUCACUCUGACCUGAGCAGAAAUGUGAUAUUUCAGGGAAAAUAUGAGAACUCAGCUAUACUCUCUGUCAUCACAUUGGUAGGGCUGUGCAAGCCCUCUAUCAUUUCUGCAGUUUUUCAUUUAAAUGUGGAGUGUCUUGACAUCAUAAGUUGCUGAAAAAUAAGUACAUAUCUAAAAUCACAACUGAAAGCGUGAGUCAAGUGUGUGAUUUUUCUGAUGAAACAAAACAGACACUCUCCAAGUGUUUCUAUUUUGGAAAGUCAUUCAAAGUUAAAGACCGUACAAAAACUUUACCAUUGAAUUCUGUGAUGUAAAGCUAGGAAAAUGAAUAGCCUCUGCAGGGCUGUCUUACCCUUAGCCAACUUCAUUUAAUUAAUUACACUGUUUGAAUUCCUUCAGCCUAAUCUACUUGGCAACCAGACACUAUCUAACUUUUCUCAGUGGGUGAUUCAUUACGCUUCCUAUAUUAUAAUUAUAUAGCUCAUCUAGGUUAUUACAGCUGAAGAAAAUGGCUCUGGUAGUCCAGAGACUGUGGUGGUCACUGAAAGGACUUGCAGCAGAUGCAGGCUACUAUUGUUGCCUCUUGGAGCUAGGAACCACCUCAUCAGGAUGUCAGUCAAACACAGCAUCUUUAAAUAUACGCUCAUAUAUAUUGCAUAUAUAUAAAGAUCCAUGUACAUUGAAGCAAAAGUAUAUAAAAAAAGUGCAUCCAUAACUCAAAAUGUGACUCGCAGCUAGUGCUGCCGUGUUUUAAAGCUAAAGCAGAAGUGAGAGAACUUUUGGCCUGUGUUCUGUUUUUUUUUUAAUAAAAGAAUAGUAUAUAGGCUGGAGAAUCAGGUUUCUUCUCUUCCCCAGCAUAUUUCUUUAAAGAUAGCUGUGCCCAAGGAAAAUGCAAACACACACCAACAAAAUGGCCAAUAGGACUUAGUAUCAAAGUGACAUUCUCUUCUAUCACAAUAAGUACAUGGAAGGGCUUUAUGCAAAGCUUCAAAGUGGAAGAACUGAUUAAGUGUGAACAUAGAAACCCAAGAAGAAAAAGGCUUUUUCUCUGCAAAGAAAAAGGAAAAAAAAAGAAAAAAAAAAAACAACAGAAAUCCUCUUGAUACCUGUGGUUUGGGUGCUAAGUAAGAGAAGAAAUGAAAGUGAAAAUAACAAAUUAAAGCCUGAGUAUCAUGUUCAAUGGAUUUCUAAUUCUGUAUAUAUCUAUUAAACCAGUUCUAUAUAUCUUCUCAUGAAAUAUGUUCUUUAUGCUGUUCCUUUUCUUUUUUCUUUUAUUUUUUUUCCAGUUUGUAUAUUGAUUUUGUAAGCUAGUAGUGUGUUACCUUUUCAAUUUUUUAAAACUUGUAUGAAAGCCAUAUAUCCACAUUAUAGAAUGAAAGCAUUAAUCCUGUAACAUCCUUAAUGUUUCCCUUAGCUCUGUGGGAUUGUGGGAGGUUCUAGCGAAUGUAUAUGUUUACCAAUUGUAUCAACAUAAUUUACUUGCUCUUAGUGGCGAUAAAGAAUUAAAUAAACUAAUACACAGAAA
This is a messenger RNA of Gallus gallus (chicken), 6863 nucleotides long. RefSeq names its product pleiotrophin (gene PTN). Bases 288 to 785 code for a protein of 165 amino acids. NCBI's taxonomy places the organism in Eukaryota, Metazoa, Chordata, Aves, Galliformes, Phasianidae. The record is from RefSeq and is a predicted model, not a curated record. Gene Ontology annotation, molecular function: growth factor activity. The transcript has 5 exons.